Octopus sinensis (East Asian common octopus) is the source of this 4721-nucleotide messenger RNA. RefSeq names its product snurportin-1. Gene Ontology annotation, biological process: snRNA import into nucleus; protein import into nucleus. Lineage: Eukaryota; Metazoa; Mollusca; Cephalopoda; Octopoda; Octopodidae. The coding region runs from base 344 to 1546 and encodes 400 amino acids. The record is from RefSeq and is a predicted model, not a curated record. The transcript is spliced from 9 exons. Gene Ontology annotation, cellular component: nucleus; cytoplasm. Gene Ontology annotation, molecular function: protein binding; nuclear import signal receptor activity.
AAAACCGAGUUAGGUAAAACACAUGUCAAGUAACAAAAGUAAAUAAGAUAAAUGUAUAUAUAUAAACACGAAAAUAGAGUCAGUAACAGAGAUAACUAUAUGAAAUAUUUACAAAAUAGGUUUUUGCGCAUUUUAUGUGCACAGACACAACAGAGAGCGCGCGAAAUAUGUAGAGAAAAUAAGACAAAUGCUACUAAAAUAGGAGUUACCUACCUUGAUGGUGAUCUCUUUCAUUUGUGUCACAGUCGACAUGCCAGUUGUAUCCGAACGAUUACAUUAAAGAGGACUCUAUUUACGUUUCUAUUUAUUUCAUCAAGACCCAGUACUGUUGCACUUAAAAGAAAUGGAACAACUUGCAGAACAAUUAGCUGAGACUGUUCAAGUCAAAUUUGAACCCAAUUCAACUGAUGCUGUACACCCUCGUCUCAGCCAAUAUAAAUGCCGAAAGAAUAUUUUGGAUCAAAAUGAGCGACGGCAGAGGAUAUUACAUAUACAAAAACAAAAUCGGUUUGAUUAUCUUAAAAAUAUACGUCAACUUGUAGAUAAUAGUUGGGAAUCCGAAGAUGCUCAAGAAGAGGAUGUAUCUGCUGAAGAGUCUAUGGAGUAUGAAGUAUUUAAAAAACCAGGAAGAUUUUAUCAAAAUCAGCUUAUGCUUUCUGAAUGGUUGGUAGAAGUACCAAUUGACUUUGAACAAGAAUGGUCACUUGUGGUAUGUCCUGUGGGGAAACGGUGUUUGGUAGUUGCUUCUAAAGGAUCCACAACAGUUUAUACUAAAAAUGGUUAUUUAGUGAAUAGAUUUCCUUCAAUGUUUCCUGGUGGUAACAGAGAUCAUGGAUCUUAUCAUGAAGCUGGUACCAUACUUGACUGUAUAUGUAAUGAAGCAGAAAAUGUUUACUAUAUCCUUGAUGUUAUGUGCUGGAAUGGUCACCCAAUGUAUGACACAGAGACAGAAUUUCGAUUUUAUUGGUUGCAUAUGAAGUAUAAUGAAAGUCCAGAGCAUUUUGCUAAACAUGAUAAAUCAAAGUAUUCCUUUGUGCCAUUACCAAAUUUUCCCUGUAACAAAGAUGAUAUUUCAAAUUCACUUCAUUCAGCAAAUUUUUCAGUGGACGGAGUUUUAUUUUACCACAAAAGAACUCAUUACACCUUUGGAUCUACUCCAUUAGUUGUAUGGUUGAAACCGUACAUGCUUCCUGAAAUUUUGGACAUUUCAGUUCCUGAAAAGAUGUUGGCUAACAUGCCACCCUCGUAUUCAAAUUACUCUCAACAUUUAUUAAAUGUUAAGAAAGAAAAAGAAAGAGUAUCACAGCAGAAAAUAGUUAACACUCAGAAAUCUCGUGAUUCACCUGAACUUGCUAAUAAAAGUGCACGCAACAGAGGCAAGAAAAAGAAGAAAAAGAAGAAGAAAAAGCAAAACCAAACAGCUGAUGAGAAUGAGAUUGAGAUAGAUGAUGAUAUACAACAGACAUCUGAGUGUGGGAUGGAAACUAGUCACUUAAAAGAUACAGAGUCAAUGACAGAGAUAACAAUGAAGGAAGCUAUUAAAUAAAUAAAUAAAUGUUUGUUUUAAAUAUCAUGUUGAAGGCACUAGUUUUCAUCUGAUAACCAAAUUUAAUCAACAUUGAGCCUAGUUAGUACUUAGAUGGGUGACCAUUUGGGGAACCUAGGUGCAGUAAGCACCUUUCAGUUUUAACUGUGUGUAUCUUGGUAUUUAGAAUAGAUACCAUGUGUCCCUGCUUGUCAUUUAGAGAUGACCAAAAGGGUUGGCAUCUGGAAGGGAUUCUGGCCGUAAAACACUGCAAAAUGUCCUGCCCAAAACAUGUUAGCAUGGAGAGGCUGGCAGAAACCAAUGAUUUAGUGUUUCAGUGUACUUCAGUGGGCUAGUUGAUGUGAAUAUCUGAUCAUUUAAACUAAGCUGUUUUGUUUUGUGGCAAAGAUGAUAUCUAUAACAAAUCUUCAUUAGUCUAUUAUGGAAAAUGUAUGACUGCUGUAAUAAUCUGUAAGCCAAUUUUUAUUGAGCCAUUUCACUACUUACGUCUCUUGUGAUUUUUUAACCUGAUCUCCAGCCUAAAGGGGCAUGGGAAUAUCACAUUACUUGAAAAUGUCUCUCUGAUCCUAUCUGUCUUACUUAGGGUUACUGGGCAUUUUCUUUUAAGUUUAAGAAAUGUUCCUAAAUUCAGUAGAACUAUUCUUAGCAAAAUUGUAAUUAGUUUUAGAAAUAGUGUGAUUAAGAAUUCUAUCAUUUAGCUUCGAUAUCAUGUCAGAUAAUUUUAUAUUUUCAUUGUUUGGUAUUACUAAUUUUGAAAUAACUGUAUAAAUGUAUUAUGUGUAUGUAGAAAACUGCAAUUAAAUGACUACUAAUCUUAGGUAGUACAGUGCAGAUAAUGGGUUGUGUCCAAGGUAAAAAAGGUAUAAUACCUUUAUUCUGUCAUUGCUUGAAGUAUCAGUACUCUAUGCUAGCUGCAAAUGUUGAGUUCCACUCCUUCUUUGGGUGUACUUUGAAGUGAGAUGUGUUCUGCCAAGUGAUUUGCUCAAGAUACUCUACUUCUGCUUCCAUACAAUUUCAGACUGUGGACUAAUAUUUUUAAUGAAAUUUGUGUUCCAUAUUAAUAUAUGUAACAAAAUAGGUUAUCAACUAAUAAUCAUCAUCUAAUCAAAACUUUCAUGAAAAAAAUUAGGAAAAAAUAUUUUUAAAUUACAAAACUAAUAUAGUUGCUUUUAAUGUUUAUAUAUUUUUUUUUUGAUGUCCAUGGACUUCUUAGAUUUGGAGUUACAUACUAAUGAAUGAACAUAAUUAAAUCAUAUUAUUUAUUAAACUAAGUUGAAAAUAUAAUAUAAAAAUUAAACAUAUAUUCACUAAUGAAUGAAAAUCAACCAAAGACAAAAAAGAAUGCAAAAGAGAAUUAUUUUGAUAUACUAACGUGAAAAAUUAAAUUGCUAUCACAAAACACUUGUAAGAAGUUGAUUUCUAACCUCAAAUCUUGCUCAACUUAUUCUUGUAGUUAUAUUUUUAAGAAAACUGAAGCAAAGAUUCAUAUUUAGGCAUAACAUCACAAAAUCAUAAGAAAGAGGUAUAGUUUAUUGAAUUGAUUCUUGUAUAUUAUUGGUGCUUAUUUUAUUGAAUCAAAAUGGAUGGAGAGCAAAUUUUGUCCCAGUUGGAUUUUAACUCAGAACAUAAUUGACAUAAUUACAUAGUUAAUUAAUGUUUUUCAUCUGUUAUUUCUGUUACUCCAACACUUUAAUAAUAGUAAAGAAUUUGUAAUCUUUCUGCAGUGUUGUAACAAAAGACAUUAAAAAUCAAACUGUUUUCUUAGAAAAAUUUGGAUAAUUUUCUUGAUGACCGAAGUUACUUAGGGAAACAUUCCGAAAUUUUUGUUUCAGUGCAGUUUGCAUGAAAGUUUAAGUAAUGGAAUCUACUUCUAGUUCAUUAAAUACUGAAUGGUUGUGUUAUCCAUUUUCUCAUGAACUUUAAGAAUAUUUAUUUUUGUGCCUUGCAAAUUCAAAUUUAAUCCAUUUAAAACAUAAAAUAUGCUGCAUAAGUUGGCCAAAUUUUCUGAUUGAUCAGAUUCAUAAAAAUCUAUCUUCAAAUUAAAUAUAACAUCUAUUAUCAAUGGAGGGUGUUGAUCUAAAACAACAAAAAUUUAUUUUUUCAUUAAAAAAAAAUCACUUUCCAAAACAUUUCCUUUUGAUAAUUAACAAUAUUAAAGGAGAAAUACAUAUUCACUUCAUACAGUAAAAGUCCUGCAAUUCAAUAGAUGAAAGUUUGUACGAUUUAAUAAGUUCACACACACUUCGAACACCUGAGGGCUUACAUUUCACCAUUUAAGCUUGUCUGUGAGUAAAUAUAAUACAUCUAUACAAAGUUUGGUGCAACUUAUUGAUUUUCUGGAAGUAUGGGCAACCCAACAUUGCCCAUACUUCAUUGCUAUUUAGUUCUAAACUUAUUUUCUGAGUCAAUGUUUUAUUUAUUGAUAAAAUCAUUCAUGAGUAAAAUUCUAUGGUCACCUUUGAAUUUUUUUCUUGUUUUAUUGAGGAAGCAUGAACUUUUACCAUGCAUUUUAUACCAGCGAUCCUCAACGUUUUUUGCACCAGAGACUGAGUUCAUUCAAGACAAUUUUUCACAGACUGGUCGAUCACGCACACAACAAAAUACAAUAAAGUGCAUAAUAUAUAAUUUAAUUAUUAUAUAUUAUAUGCAUAAUGCAAAAAUUCCCUGCAGACUGUGACAGUAAAAAAAAUAGAAAUAAAAUCUAAAAAUUUAUUUAUUCUUUGUGGUCUGGUGCUAAUCUAUGGCCUGGUGGUUGGAGACCCCACUUUCAUACAACAAUUAUAAUAAAUCUGAAUAAACUGCCAUAGUAUUAUUAUAAACAAGAAUGUUUUUUUUUUUUUUCUGAGGAUUUCAUUGUCCAUAAUUGGUUCUGUUCAUUUAUACACAAGUGACUACUGUAUACAAACAAAAACAAUGGAACAAAUUUCAAUUCAGUAAUGAUAAGAAAUAUUAAUACGUGCAAACAUGAGUAACAGUGUUGAUUUAGAUAGGUGAAUUAAAGGUGCAUUGAGUACUACAUGUGUACUUGCAAAAAGGAAAUUUCUGGUCAAAUUUUCAGUCCUCUGUAUUUGCAGAAUUAGAUCCCAAAACAAGGGUUUAAGCAUAUGGUCAUUGUCGUGCCCCAACUACAAUGCAUUGAUCAACAUCAAUCCACAAUGCUCUCUACACUAAAGCU